GCCCCGCGCGGGAGUCGCAGGCCUCUCUACCGCCUGAUAUUAUAUUCUGGAGCACGCCCGCCUUACCUCCGCGCCAGAUAUUUCGAGUGCUACUUCUAACACCUAUGAACUUAUCUAGUCUCCGUCACACUAGUCGCUCGGUGCAGCCGCUUGCAUCGUUAAUAAACGGCCAUCGCAUCAGUGAUAAGAUAAUACACAACUCGUAUGGAGUAGCCUCGCUCUGAAAAUUUAUUACUUCAUGUGCAAUUUCGGUGAUUUUGUAGGAGGAUAAAAUCGAAUAUCAAUGAUUUGUUAAGUGCCGAGGUAAACAUUCAAGAUGAAGGUGGAGGAUACUACCACUGAAGGUAUUCGUGGGUGGGAAUGUACGCCAACUGAAGGCCAGCCUGAUGUUGCAGAUUCUUCAGAAAAACCCACCAAGCCAAAAUGCAUACCAGUUGUUCUGAGAGAAGGAUGGCGACGCACAUCAUUAUAUGCAAUCGUAAUAUUUCUAAUGGUUUUAAUCUUUUUGAAUAUUGCAUUGACACUUUGGGUUAUAAGUACUUUAAGACUGACCAAGAAUGGUAUUGGCCCAAUUACAAUAACAAAGGAUGGUAUUAAAUUAGACGGUAAAGUAUGGAUGGUAGACGACCUAAUUGCCUCAGCAAUAACGACGCAAACCGCUCAGCCAAUAACUCUACAUUCACAUCGAAAUUUCACUGUUCUCGUAACUGAGCCCGAUCGCAAAGAGCAAGCCAAGUUCGUUAUAAAGAGAGAUGCAGUCGAGUGUACGGGUCGUGUGUUCGAAGUGCAUGAUGCACGUGGAGGAAAUAUAUUCCAUGCUUCGAAGGAAGAAGUUCGAGUGUUCGCAGAAACAUUGGCAGCUGAUGGACCGGGGGGUGUUGGUGUAAGAAGCGCGUUGCAAACCCCAGUGUUACGCGCGCCGCCAGGAUUUGAUUUACACUUAGAAUCGCUGACACGGCGAUUGGAUCUGAGGGCACCACAGUCCAUAUAUCUAGAGAGCAGAGCCGGUGGCAUCGAAAUAACAUCACAUAGCAACAUCAAACUUGAAUCCGCUGUGGGCGCGAUUAAAAUAGACGCUCCGAAUAUAAUCAUUAAUAAUCUAAAAGAGGCAACACACACUGAGAACCCACAGAAAAACGCAAGAAGCAAAAAGGUUUACCAGUUAUGUGCCUGCGCGUCUGGAAAGCUAUUUCUAGCACCUCCUGACACUUUCUGCUCUCAGCGUGAUUCCGACACAGAGCUGUGUCGAUGAUAAGACUUUAUAUUAAUAUUAAUCAACACUGCAAAAGCAAAUGUGAGAAAAUUCCACACGAUCAAGAUCGCACGUCACUGGAAAAUAAUAUAAAUAAAAAAUAUCAAAUACAUAACCAGUCUAAUAUCAUUCGAGAAUAUUGUAAAUUAUUGUACAUAUUCUUUUUUUUUUACUGACACAUUUAUUAACGAAACUAGUCAAUUUAAAGUAUUUAAGUAGAAUACAAGUAUUUAAUAGAUCACACACGCAUUUACUGGAGAAAGCCUCUUCGAAUGAACACGAUGAAGUCCAUUGUAAUAUCAAUGAUAUUCUGAAGCGUAAUUGCGAUCAGUGUGUUACGUAGGUAAUCAAUCUUGUUGGAAAAGCAAACGUCGGUGUGCGGCGACCGCGGACACCGCGGGCUUCGCUACCCGAGUAAUUACACCAGCGCUCUAAUUGAAGCCACAACGACGACGCUUUUUAAAUAUUUUCUAAUGCGAAAAAACAUUACAAUUGUAUCUGUUACUUGUUGUAUUGUAACAAGAUUG
This is a messenger RNA of Zerene cesonia (dogface butterfly), 1779 nucleotides long. RefSeq names its product delta-sarcoglycan-like. The transcript is spliced from 6 exons. NCBI's taxonomy places the organism in Eukaryota, Metazoa, Arthropoda, Insecta, Lepidoptera, Pieridae. Gene Ontology annotation, cellular component: sarcolemma; sarcoglycan complex. Bases 317 to 1252 code for a protein of 311 amino acids. The record is from RefSeq and is a predicted model, not a curated record. Gene Ontology annotation, biological process: cardiac muscle tissue development; heart contraction.